GUCCCGUCCCCAGCUUCUGCCACUCCAUACACAUCAUGGCCGAGCAGUUGGUUCUCCGUGGUACCCUUGAGGGCCACACUGGCUGGGUUACUGCCCUGGCUACCUCCCUCGAGAACCCGAACAUGCUCCUUUCUGCCUCCCGGGACAAGACGCUCAUUAUCUGGAAUCUCACCCGCGACGAGACCUCGUACGGCUACCCCAAGCGGAGUCUGCACGGCCACUCGCACAUCGUGUCCGACUGCGUCAUCUCCUCCGACGGUGCCUACGCGCUCUCCUCGUCUUGGGACAAGACCCUGCGUCUGUGGGAGCUCUCGACCGGUGUGACCACCCGUCGAUUCGUCGGCCACACCAACGACGUCCUCUCCGUCUCUUUCUCCGCCGACAACCGCCAGAUCGUCUCGGGCUCCCGCGACCGAACGAUCAAGCUCUGGAACACUCUUGGUGACUGCAAGUACACCAUCACCGACAAGGGUCAUACCGAGUGGGUCUCCUGCGUGCGGUUCAGCCCGAACCCCCAGAACCCCGUCAUUGUUAGCGCUGGUUGGGACAAGCUCGUGAAGGUUUGGGAACUCUCCUCGUGCCGAAUCCAGACUGAUCACAUUGGCCACACCGGCUACAUCAACACCGUCACUAUCUCGCCCGAUGGCUCCCUCUGCGCGUCCGGCGGCAAGGACGGAACUACGAUGCUCUGGGACUUGAACGAGUCCAAGCACCUCUACUCGCUCACCGCCGGUGAUGAGAUUCACGCUCUCGUCUUCUCGCCCAACCGCUACUGGCUGUGCGCCGCCACCGCCUCCAGCAUCAUCAUCUUCGACCUCGAGAAGAAGAGCAAGGUUGACGAGCUCAAGCCCGAGUACAUGGAGGUUGGCAAGAAGAGCCGGGAGCCGGAGUGUGUCAGCUUGGCCUGGAGCGCUGAUGGCCAGACCCUGUUUGCUGGUUACACCGAUAACCGCAUUCGCUGCUGGGGCGUCAUGGCGAGGGCAUAAGGGACAGCGGGAAACGGUGUUGGCGCGGUUUCGGGGAUGAAAUCAUGAUUCCACAAUUACAUCUGUAGCAUGCCAUGGGAACUGAGAGACGCUCAUGCGGGUGGGUUUUGGGGAUGGUCAAUUCCUUCCGGUAUUAGCACUUCCAGGCGCUCAGAGUCAAUGAAAAAUUCAUUUGAUCCAAAACCAGCCGAAAGUGAUUCAUUAGUUUUAUACGAGUCUAGUCCUUUCUU
Molecule: messenger RNA, 1216 nt
Organism: Trematosphaeria pertusa
Lineage: Eukaryota; Fungi; Ascomycota; Dothideomycetes; Pleosporales; Trematosphaeriaceae
Product: WD40 repeat-like protein
Exons: 4
Coding region: 36-986 (316 amino acids)
Biological process (GO): positive regulation of protein phosphorylation; rescue of stalled cytosolic ribosome
Cellular component (GO): cytosol; nucleus
Molecular function (GO): protein kinase C binding; ribosome binding; translation regulator activity
Source: RefSeq, a predicted model, not a curated record